UAUAACCUAAUUUUUUCUAGAAGUUUAUUAUUGUUCUGUGAUUAUUGUUUUUUUUUAAUUUGAAUAAUUCUGGCAAUGGCCUGUUAUAGCUGACUGCUAGAGUCUGUAACAGUAAGGCAUAUUACAUAACUCUAGUACGCUAGCCUUUUGUAAAUAACCAGCCCCAACAAAGCUAAACUAAGAAAUGACAUAUAUUUUCCUAAAAAUUUACCAUGAAGAAAUAUCAACGUCUCCUUUUAAUUAUCAUUUCAAUAGUUAGUCUUGGCUUGUUUCUUGCCUAUAGGCAUCAGUACAAUCGAUUGCAUCAUGUUUUGGAAGUGUUUAAUUUUUUCGGAACACCCUGUAAUAUUUCAGAGCUUCAGAAUAGUGAGAGGGUUCAACUUGAGUAUGAUUGGGGACCCUUAUCAAUAUGGCAAGAAGUUGAUUCACGAUGGUACAUUUACAAUGCUUUUUUAGUUAAGGAAAACAUAAUUAAUGGAAUUACUUUAAAAGAAAACACAAAGACUUUUCCAAAUAUGUGCUAUAUAUUGUAUGAGAAUGAAGGUAAAUUUAAAACUGGAAAACUAAGUGUACAGAAACUAUUUGAGAAUAAUAAUAGUAAUAUGGUGGCAUUUAUGUAUUCCUGUAAAUUAUCUAUGACAUCAAAAGAACCUUAUUUAGUAGCAUUCAAAGUACAAUCAGAAUAUAGGUAUAAUUCAGUUCUUGUUACAAAUUCAUUAACAAGUAAACAAAGUUUAAAUAUGACAAUUUGUGUUGCGGUACGCAAAUUUACAAAGAAAGCAUUAUUUGAAUUUUUAAGUUUUCACAAGUUGAAUGGUGCUGAUAGCUUUCUCAUUUACCUUGAGCAAAAUAUUCCUUAUGGGUUAAUAAAACUAUUGAGAAAUUUUGCUAAUCCAUUGAAUUUAUUAAUCACUUUUUUGAAUUGGAAUGUGCCUUCAUCUAUUUCAGAAAACUUAUCAAGUGCUUUAAUGGAAAAAGAUUGCCAGAUGAGAACUAAGACUCACAGUAAAUUUUCUAUCUUUUUACAUUUAAAUGAAUACAUGUUACCAUUAUCUCCAGGCAUUAUUCAGAAUAGUAGCGCAGAUAUACUGGCCAUAAAGACAUUUUGUUUGAACCAUAUUAAUAAGAAUAGACCUAUAAUAUUAAGUAAUUUUGAAGCUGUUGAUAAUGUUAAAUUUAAUGAAACAAGAAAAAUAUAUAAAAACACUCAAAAUCAGUCUUCUGUAUGUGCUACUCAUUUUUGUACUAUAUUUAGAUAUAAAAAGUGUCCCAAGAAUGUUAAAACUAGAACUGACACCUCAAUGAAAGCCUUUUCUGAAGAUUUAACUAAAUCUACUUUAAUACAACUUUUAAUGAACGAUGAUGUUUGAAUUUAUAAGUGUACAUUUUGUAUAUUAAAUGUGUGGUUGACAAUUUAGUUAUAUGUAAUAACUCUAUAUCAUUGUAGUACGUUUUUUGUUCCUUUUUAUCAUUCCAUAAUUUUUCUACAUUACGUAAAAAGGCAUUAAGUUAAAUGUUUACAGCCAGCUUUAGUUAUACUGAAAUAACCCUGUAUUUUCAACCAAAUUAUAUAGCUUAUUUAUUCAUUAGAGUGAGCGUAUUUUAAGAAAAAAACAGGAGCGUCAUCAAUAUUUUGCCGGUGAACGCCUCCUCGACGUUAGAUAAUGCCGCGCGAUAUAAUUCGAAAUAUUAUCUUAUAGCGUAGAAUAACAAUAUCUAAAGUCGCGCUCAUGGAUCACCAAGGUCCAUAGAUCAUUAAGGUAGUGUCCUAGGACCACUACUCUAUGUCCUUUAUACAGCAGACUUUCCCACAAACGAUACCAACAGCUAUUUUUGCAGAUGACAGUAAUUAUGGCUGUCGACAAAAAGCCUGAAACAGCUUCCAUGUUAUUACAAAGACAUCUAAAUGUAAUAGAAGCAUCUCUCGUGUGAAUCGAAUUGAAAAUAAAAGACUUAUAUUGGUUAAUAGGAAGAAGAUAUUAUACACCUAUCGCUAGAGAAUAAACUUCUUGCAGUCACUGAUGACGCUCCUACCUCCUUGAAAUGCGCCCACUUUAAGUCCAUAAUCCCAAUAUCUUAGCAAUGAGUCAAUGGAAAAUUGGCAUAAUUCGGAAUCCCUAGUAAAACGUAACAGUUGUAAUAAAAUUUUCUUUUUGAAUAAAUUCACAUAAGAUAAAAAAAGAUUCUACUUGAAUAGUAAUCCAUUGAGAAAUGUGUUGCCUUGGACUUUAAAAUCCAUUUGUUUUUCAAUAAAAAUGAAUAGUGAUUUGCAAAUAUUUUAUAAAUGCUAUUCUUAGAAGAGUGUUAUUAGUUAUUAGUCCUUUUUAUAUAAAAUAUAUU
Sitophilus oryzae (rice weevil) is the source of this 2340-nucleotide messenger RNA. RefSeq lists its product as uncharacterized. Lineage: Eukaryota; Metazoa; Arthropoda; Insecta; Coleoptera; Curculionidae. The record is from RefSeq and is a predicted model, not a curated record. Bases 213 to 1370 code for a protein of 385 amino acids. The transcript has a single exon.